UUUUCUCAGUCCAACGUGGUUUCUUCUGAGAGACUGCUUCACAUUUUCUACAUUUGUUUGUUGUAUGAGAAACUGAUCAGAGUGAUGAAUGCGGACCAGGAAAGGCCGUUUGUGUGCACCGCCCCUGGCUGUUCUCAGCGGUUUCCCACAGAAGACCAUUUGAUGAUCCACCGACACAAACAUGAGAUGACCCUCAAGUUCCCUGCCAUAAAGAACGACAACAUGUUAUCAGACCAGACCCCCACACCGACACGCUUCCUGAAGAACUGUGAGGAGGUGGGGCUCUUCAGUGACCUGGACUGCUCCAUUGAACAGGAGUUCUGCAAGGCUCAGGAAGAGGAGGACAGUAAACAGAACAUCACGCUGCACAGCCAGGCCCCGCACAACCAGCCCCCGCACAACCAGCCCCCACACCAGCCGCCCCACUCACGGAUGGGCAACCACGACACCAGCAUCGUCAUCCAGCAGGCCCUGCCCUCGCCACAGUCUAGCUCCGUCAUCACUCAGGCACCCUCCACAAACAGGCAGAUUGGGCCUGUGCCCGGGUCGCUGUCUUCACUGCUGCACCUUCGGAACAGACAGAGACAGCCUCUGCCCGCCUCCAUGCCCGGAACCCUGCCAGAUCCCACCAUGCCUGGCUCCUCAGUGCUCAUGCCAAUGGAGAGACAGAUGUCUAUGGGUUCCAAUAUGAUGGGCAUGCACGGGCCGGCCCACAGCAGCUCCUGCUCCACUCACAUUCCCGCUAUGCACUCAGAGACCAAAAUGAGGCUGAAAGCUGCACUUUCUCAGCACCCUGGAGCCAUCGCCAACGGCAACAUGAACUCUAUGGGUCACAUGAUGGAGAUGAUGACCUCGCGACAGGAGCAGGGUCACCACCACAUGCACUCCCACCCACACCCGCACCUGCAAGCUCCACCCCACGCCUACCAGCACCACGGACACCAUCACCACAGCCCCGGAGCGCAUCAUCACCAAGGACACGCCCCCCACCACAACUCCCACAACCCCCAUCUGCACCCGGGACACCCGCACCAGAGCUCUCCCCACGCACCUAUGCACUCCUCACAGAUGUCCCCGGCCACGCAGCAGAUGCAGCCCACACAGACACUGCAGUCACCUCCUCCAGGCAGCGGACGUCGCCGGCGAGUCGUGGACGAAGACCCAGAUGAACGACGCCGCAAGUUUUUAGAACGCAACAGGGCCGCGGCGACCAGGUGCCGACAGAAGAGAAAAGUGUGGGUCAUGUCUUUAGAGAAAAAAGCAGAGGAGCUGACACAGACCAACAUGCAACUGCAGAAUGAAGUGACACUCCUAAAGAACGAGGUCACUCAGCUCAAGCAGCUGCUCCUCACACAUAAGGACUGCCCCAUCACCACCAUGCAGAAGGAGUCCCAAGGUUACCUCAGUCCAGAGUCCAGUCCCGCGGGCAGUCCGGCCCCAGUGUGCGCUCAGCAGCAAGUCAUCCAGCACAACACCAUCACCACCUCCACCACGGCUGUAGGGGGCAGCGGUGUGCACGGACAGGCCAAUCAUCGCACAGACAUUAACCCUAUUCACUAGAGAACAGAGAGACUGACCAGCCCCUGUGCUCUGGCCCUUCCCUCAUGACGACAAACCUCAGCUCUUUAUACAGUAGCUUCAUGUGUAUUUUUAUAAACAGACCUUACUAAUGCAAUGCUUAAAUGUUCUAUGGUCUGUUUAACCAGCUUUUGCUCAAAGUCAGUUUAGCUAAUCCCAUACAGCCUUUAAAAGACUUUCAGCUCUUUGUGGUACAGAAUGGACCGAUGCGUCAUUCAUAAAGAAAUGGACACUACCCUUAGACUGCCCCCACAGCAGCCCCCCAGGUCAGACUGUGUCACAGAGACUCUAUCAGCUCUAUGUAGUGUUCAUAUGAAACAUAGAGCUGCCCGAGGGGACAUGGAUGUGACUGUUACCCACAGUGGUAUUCUAAAAGAGUGCUACAAAUGUAUAUGAUCAAAUUGAAGCAAUACAUCUCAGUAUUGAUCGUCCGACACUUAUUCUGUUUGUAAAGUAUCUCCUCGCUGUGAUUGAUAUGGCCAAGCCAUAUGCAGCGCUGUUGUAGCUUUAGAACUGUACACUGUGACACCAGUGAGGCAGCUUGGGGUUCACACUCCACUCUCCAGGACCAAUCGAAGCUUUUAAUAUAGUGGCUCUUUCUCUUUAUGCAUUUAGAUCCAGUGUUCGGAUCGUCUUUCCUAAUGACUAUAAGUGUAUCCUCUUGUUUUGUUUUGUUUGUGAACGCAUGUGUUUUUCUGCCUCAGAACAAAGUUCAGCUCGUAGAGUGUGGAUGGGCAUGUUUAUCAGAGGAGCAUUUUGUAUCUGUGCUUGUGUCACAAUGUGCCUGAAGCCUUUUACAUGAGCGUGGGCAGUGUGUUGCCACUCUUAUCAUUUCUUCAGAACAAUCAAUGUUUCUUCUCAAGGUAAUUAUGAGAAGAGCGUCUGUGACUGGACUGCUGCAUGUAAGACCAAAAAUCAGCCUAGAAGGAAGCGCGAUACUGCUCUGGAUAUGACCUUUGAACUCUCCAUCAGUGCUUUCUCUCAGGCAUCUCAUGUGUUUCAAAAUGCCAAUGGAAUAGACUGAACUAGACUUGAGCUUCUCCAUCUCCCUGCCUUGAAACAUAAUGCCUUCUCAUGUACUUUUUCCCGAUGACCAGGAAUGUUGCUUAAUGAGCAUGACCAUUAUGCACUGUGUUUUACAGAUGGGUGGAUGAGAUACAUUCCACUAACAGGUGGAGCGGGCGCAGAGCUGUCUAUGCACUUUGCCCUCUGUCUCACAGAGGCUCAAAUAGCCAUAUUAAGGUCCAAGUAAUUCUCAGUGACUGCCCGUUUCUACACACCAGCGAAGUGUUUGGCUUUAUGAUAUUAUAUCUGUCCAAACAAAGGUGAGCUUAUCAUCAGAGGCCCAAAAUAACUGUUAAGUUUGUACCCCCAUUAAAACUCAAGAGCUCCAUGUAUGAAGGAAGCUAACUGCGGCAUUGGACUGUUUUUCUCUGAUCUGACCUCUUCAGUCUGUGUGGAGUGAUGGGUCUCAGAGAUAGAGAAGUGCAUUCUCUCAAAAAGGGCUUUGUCAUACCAAGCAUUUUGAUAUGAAGCUUGCCUUAUAUUUGGUUGUAGUUUUUAAAACAUAUCUAGUUUCAUAGAUCAUUCCAAAUUAACCUUUUUGCAUGUGAAAAUGUUGUAUUGACCUCAAGUUCAACUGGAAACAGUAGUUUCAUUGUAACAGUGUACUGCAUUAGCAGUUGAAAAUUCAAAGUGUGUGUGCAAUUAUUUGAGGGGAGAUGAUCUCCAAAGCAUUAAUGAUAUUAGAAUUGUAUUAUUUUUAAAUAUUAAACUAUAUAUAGUGUACAUAAUAUUCCUUUACGUAAUCCUGUACAUUUAAUGCAACCACCUUUCUUCAUGAGAGGAGUAAAUGAGUGGUACAUAUGUGUAAAAUACAGUUACGUUUGCACUUGUUGCCUUCUGUCCUUCGUCGAGGCUUAUUUCACUGCUUACAUACGUUUAAUGUAAUGAACUGGUAAUUCCAUUGUCUGCAUCUUUUAUACAUGUGUCUGUCAUGGUCUAAAGUUGUUUACAUUUGUACAGAUGGAAAAGCAUCACUGCAGUUACAUUACGGUAUGAACAAUAAAGCACUUGUUCUGUAACAAUC
Periophthalmus magnuspinnatus is the source of this 3667-nucleotide messenger RNA. It is a transcript of the gene creb5b, whose product is annotated as cAMP responsive element binding protein 5b. Gene Ontology annotation, molecular function: DNA-binding transcription factor activity, RNA polymerase II-specific; cAMP response element binding. Gene Ontology annotation, biological process: regulation of transcription by RNA polymerase II. The coding region runs from base 85 to 1560 and encodes 491 amino acids. The record is from RefSeq and is a predicted model, not a curated record. The transcript is spliced from 11 exons. Lineage: Eukaryota; Metazoa; Chordata; Actinopteri; Gobiiformes; Gobiidae.